Colletotrichum godetiae is the source of this 1104-nucleotide messenger RNA. RefSeq lists its product as uncharacterized. The transcript has 5 exons. The coding region runs from base 1 to 1104 and encodes 367 amino acids. NCBI's taxonomy places the organism in Eukaryota, Fungi, Ascomycota, Sordariomycetes, Glomerellales, Glomerellaceae. The record is from RefSeq and is a predicted model, not a curated record.
AUGAUUGACUUCCACACUUACUUCUUGUAUCUUCUCUCGUGCUUCUCGCAACGAGUGAAGUUGAAUACUUGGCACAGAGUCUUGGUCUUGAACAUCAACUUACCCUUCUCCAAAGUCACAAACAACAGCACGUUCGGAUUCCCCAAAAUCUUCUUCAUCAACAUCUCGACCCGCUUCGACCUCCUAGACGCAGCAACAAUCCAAGCCUUCCUGUCCGGUGUCCAAUUCGAGGUCUUCCCAGCCGUCGAGGCCAACAUGAUCAAGGAUAGGGGUAUGCCUCCGACACAUGAUAAGGACAGACUGAGAGGCGCUGAGAAGGGUUGCUGGAGAGCUCACGCCAACAUCUGGUCUCAUAUGCUUCGCGAGGAACUACCGUCCGCCUUGAUCUCGGAGGGUGGCGCCGCCUGGGAUAUCCACGUCCGCACCAUCAUGACCAACUUCCACGAGCACUUUACUGCACUUCUUCAUCAGUUGAACUCCACUCAAACUCCCAAUGUCGGAAGACUUGAACAAGCAGCAGCAGCAGCAGAUGGUUCGGCGCAACCUGUCUUCCCGGACCCCCAAGACCCGUGGCACAGCAGACACUGGGAUUUUCUCUCCCUCGGCCACUGCGCAGAGACCCCGCUCAACCACGACCUCAUGAUCAGAUACGACGACGAACACGUCCCCCCCGGGCCAAAGAGCUACUACGGUCUCCCGCUCGGCAGCGAACGAGUCGUCCGCAAGUCGGGCGGCAUAGCGUGUACGACGACAUACGCCGUCAGCCGAUCCGGGGCGGCCAAGCUGCUCCUGCGCACGGCGACGGACCUCGAUUUGCCAGUCGAUCUGGUUAUCAAAUUGAUGAUUCUGUCCGGGGAUCUGGUUGCGUACAGCGUCCAGCCGACCACAAGGUCACAUUGGAAGUAUGUGCCUGGUAUCGGUACGAAUCUCCGAGGCUCAAACAGCGAUGUGCAGGAGAGUAGGCAGGAAGUGGAAGAUGAUGAAGACCCAAAGGCGCCGAUGGAAUACUUUGUAGACGCGGCUCUCAAAGAAAUGACAUUGCAGGUAGCCUGGAGGAGGAUAUUCGGAGGAGAGCGACCACCGUCGCAGGUGACGGGAGUCUAG